UAAAGGUGUCAUGCUGUAACAGUAUAUAUCAGUCUGGAUUUUUUGGCUAGUUCACUAUCGCCCUUCUUGCUUUGCACGGAACCCGACACAUGAACUGAUUCAUCUAACACAGUUACAAUGAAAAGGAACAGCGUUUAUAAGUUUUUGUCAGUAUUCUCUUGUCUAUUAGUUUGUGUUUUCCUUUUGUUUUGGGUUUUUGUCUUUUAUUCGAUGGUUUUGGCACCCUAAGGCUUUUUCUUUGGACACCAACGCAGCACAAGAGGAUCUGACGCCCAUCUAAACCGUUUAAGCGACUGGUUAACGUUAUUUGACAACAUUUCCUCAGCGGGAUGAUAUGAUGCUUCAAAGCAUUUAGCAGAAAAGCGUGUAUGCUAACACCGACUAAGAUUAGAAAGCGUUUUUUAACAUGUCAAAAUAGUAAAUAUUAAGCUUUAACCAGUUGUAGCACCAGCGAAAACGCCACCACGGCUGGCUUCCAUUCUGUCGGUACCUGUUUCUUAUUAAAUUAAUUUUAAAGUAAUUUGUGAAGCGUUAGCUCUGCUACGAAACCAAAACAAACCGACUGCGCAUGCGUGCACGCUGACAGUGGUCACAUGACCUCAACCAGGAAGCGCUCGUCUGGAAUCCAAAGCAUCGGUCCUGAUGGAAGCCGAGUCGAGUCCUGCCCUAAAGCUGCAGUUCGCCCCCUUCUGCAGUGCCCUGGAGGCCGGAUUCUGGCAUCAGCUCACACAGAAGAAGCUCAACGACUUCCGCUUAGACGAGAGCCCCAAAAUCAUCAAAGGUUACUACUAUAACGGUGAUCCUGUUGGCUUGCCGACACGCCUGACACUGGAGUUCAGCGCAUUUGAUGUUGAUGGAGCCACACCGGCUCGCUGCAGUGCAGCCUCUGGGACUCUGUACAACACCAACACACUAGAAGCCUUCAAAACCACCGACAAGAGAGCUCUCCUGGAUAAAGCAGCCAAUGAGAUUUGGAGCGCUAUUCAGUCAGGCGCUGCGCUGGAAGACUCCUCAAUAUUAAACAAAUUCAUCCUCUUGACAUUUGCGGAUCUGAAGAAAUAUCAUUUCUAUUAUUGGUUCUGCUUUCCUGCCCUUUGCUUUCUGGAGGGGGUCCGGCUGGAGCAGGAGCCGGUGUCAUUAGAGCGCAGCUUCUCUGCCAAACAGAUAUUAAGCUUGCAAACGGCGUAUGAUGAUCUCUGCGUCUCAAGUGGAACGACGGCAGUCCCACAUUUUCUGCUCAAGUACACAGAAGAAAGUGUUGAAGUCGCUCCUCUAAAAGACUUGCACUCCUUCUUCCCAGACCUAAAGAAGAUUACUGUGGGCGUGUAUGACCCCUGCACGCUUCCUCAACAUCCAGGCUGGCCUCUCAGAAACCUUCUCAUCCUCCUCGCAAAACAAUGGGGUUCACAGCUGGAUGUGCUGGAGGUCCUGUGCUUCAGAGACAGCACUCUACAAGGGAGCCGCUCCAUUCGGCACAGCAUCAUCUUUCGGGUCAAGCUCCCAGACCUCACGGCUUCUGCAGUAUGUCCAAAGAGUGUGGGUUGGGAGAAGAACGCUAAAGGAGCGAUGGGACCUCGAAGUGUCAAUCUCAGUGAAUGCAUGGACCCUAAAAGGCUUGCCGAGUCUUCUGUCGAUCUCAACCUGAAGCUGAUGCGUUGGAGGCUGGUCCCGUCUCUGGAUCUGGAUAAGGUCGUGUCGACAAGGUGUCUGUUGCUGGGAGCUGGGACCCUGGGCUGCAAUGUGGCAAGAACACUGAUGGGCUGGGGUGUGAGGCACAUCACUUUUGUGGACAACGCGAAGAUCUCCUACUCGAACCCAGUGCGACAGCCGCUCUAUGAGUUUGAAGACUGUCUCAGUGGAGGGAAAGCUAAAGCUCUCGCCGCGGUGGACAGAUUAAAGAAGAUCUUUCCUGGCGUGAUUGCAGAGGGCUACAACAUGAGCAUCCCAAUGCCAGGCCACCCAGUGAACUUUUCCGAGCUGACAAUGGCUCAAGCCCGGCAGGAUGUGGAACAGCUGGAGAAGCUUAUCUCUGAAAACGAUGUGGUCUUCCUGUUGAUGGACACUCGUGAGAGCCGCUGGCUUCCGACAGUCAUCGCUGCUAGCCAGAGAAAGUUGAUAGUUAACGCUGCUCUAGGAUUUGACACGUUUGUGGUAAUGAGACACGGCCUUAAGAAACCCAAAGAGUCUCAGUCUGAAGAGUCCAGCCCCAUGUCUGCUUCCUCCAACUCCUCGUCUUCCUCCACACCAGCAGCCACCAUCACACCAGGAGCGUCUCUGUUCUCCAACAUACCUGGACAUCGUCUCGGCUGCUACUUCUGUAACGAUGUGGUCGCCCCUGGAGACUCCACCAGAGACAGAACUCUGGACCAGCAGUGCACUGUGAGCCGUCCUGGUCUGGCCAUGAUCGCCGGAGCCCUGGCCGUGGAGCUGAUGGUCUCUAUACUCCAGCACUCAGAGGGAGGUUACGCUGUGGCCAGUAGCAGUGAUGACCGGAUGAAUGAACCCCCGACCUCUCUGGGUCUCGUCCCCCAUCAGAUUAGAGGAUUCCUGUCAAGAUUUGACAACGUUCUUCCUGCGAGCUUGGCAUUCGACAAAUGCACUGCAUGCUCACCGAUAGUUCUUGACAAUUAUGAGCGAGACGGUUUCCAGUUCCUGGCCGAGGUCUUCAACUCAUCGCAUUCGUUCCUGGAGGAUCUGACCGGCUUGACUUUACUCCAUCAGGAGACUCAGGCGGCUGAGAUCUGGGACAUGAGCGACGACGAGAGCAUCUGAAGAAACCGCUGGAGACACAGAAUGAAGCUCCUUUAACUGGCAGCUCGUCUGUGCUCUUAUAUUGGUUUCUCAGACAGUGACCUCACUGCACAAUGACCCGUCAUCAUAUACUUGUUGAAAUAUGUCUUAACCAUUCACAUGAAAUCACAUUAUAGCUGUCAGAGCUUGUCUGUGUCGGGAUAGACACCAGAGAUCUGCUCUGGUCUAGACAUCGAGUCCAGCGUUGAGCGGUCUUAAAAAUUUAAAAUGUAAUUUACACACCCUCA
Messenger RNA from Sinocyclocheilus rhinocerous, 3038 nucleotides. Its product is annotated as ubiquitin-like modifier-activating enzyme ATG7. The coding region runs from base 643 to 2772 and encodes 709 amino acids. Gene Ontology annotation, cellular component: phagophore assembly site; cytoplasm. NCBI's taxonomy places the organism in Eukaryota, Metazoa, Chordata, Actinopteri, Cypriniformes, Cyprinidae. Gene Ontology annotation, molecular function: Atg12 activating enzyme activity; Atg8 activating enzyme activity. The record is from RefSeq and is a predicted model, not a curated record. Gene Ontology annotation, biological process: autophagosome assembly; cellular response to nitrogen starvation; autophagy of mitochondrion. The transcript has 20 exons.